UUUUUCAGUCAGCAUGCUGAGGAGGGCGAAUGUGUGGAGUGAAGAAAGUGUUUGAGCUGAAAAAGAGGAGAGGAAGAGAGAGGCAGAGAGGUGAGAGGGGUGGGAUUGCAGCACAUCCGUGCGUAAAUGUGACCAUCCUCGCCGCGGUCCCUCCAUCCCUCCAUCCCCUCCGUCCUCGCCCCCCUUUGCCUGCCUCUAGCGGCUCCAUCUCUCCGCCUCUGCGAGCCGGGAUCACCCGCGCGGUGCUCGGCGGAAACAACCACGGACCGUGGAGUCCCCGCUGUCUCGGCUCGGCGCCCUCCUCCAGGGCUUGGGAGGAGCGCCGGGGAACUCCUCCAGGUUCCUGCCGGGCUUCGUGACCACCGCCGCGGAGAGCCAUGGCUCGGAGCGCAGGGAAAGACGCGGCUCGACGCGCUCCCGGAUGCCGGUGAUGCGGGGUCUGAUUGCGCCUCAGAACACCUUCCUGGACACCAUCGCCACUCGGUUCGAUGGGACCCACAGUAACUUUGUUCUGGGAAACGCUCAAGUCCAGUCCGUCUUCCCCAUUGUCUACUGCUCCGAUGGCUUCUGCGAGCUGACCGGCUUCGCCCGCGGCGAGCUGAUGCAGAAGAGCUGCAUGUGCCACUUCCUGUACGGCGGCGAAACCAGCGACCGGAUCACCUCACAGAUGCAAAAGGCUCUGGACGAACGGCGGGAGUUCAAGACUGAGAUCGUUCUGUACAAGAAGAGCGGCUCCAAGUUCUGGUGUCUGCUGGACAUAGUUCCCAUCAAGAAUGAGAAGAGCGAGGUGGUUCUCUUCCUGGUCUCGCACAAGGACAUCACAGAAAAUAAGGACCUGGACCAGAGCAAUGAUUCUGACAUCGAUGAGGAAAAGGGAUUGGAGGUCCAUCAGGUCAAUCGGCCCCCGGGGUGCAACAUGGAGCGCCGGCGCAGUCGUGCCGUCCUCUACCAUCUCUCUGGUCAUCUCCAGAAACAGGACAAAACCAAGAGCAAACUGAAAAUCAACAAUAGUGUUCUCGGAGCCAAUGCCAACCCAGUCCCAGAGUAUAAGGUGGCCGACGUCCAAAAGUCCCGCUUCAUCCUCCUUCACUACGGUGCGUUCAAGGCCGGCUGGGACUGGCUCAUCCUUCUGGCCACCUUCUACGUAGCCGUCACUGUUCCCUACAACGUCUGCUUCACCGCUGUAGAGAUACGGGAAGACGGCGCCUCAGCGGCCAGAAACCCUCCGAGUGUCAGCGACAUCUUGGUGGAGAUACUUUUCAUCAUCGAUAUUGUCCUAAAUUUCAGAACGACCUACGUUAGCACAUCGGGGCAGGUCGUGUACGACGCCCGCUCCAUUUGCAUUCAUUACGUCACCUCCUGGCUGUCUGUGGAUCUGAUUGCAGCGUUGCCCUUUGACCUUCUGUACGCCUUCAACAUCAGUGUGAACUUUGGGGUCCACCUGCUGAAGACGGUGCGUCUCCUUCGGCUUCUUCGCCUCCUGCAGAAGCUGGAUCGUUACUCCCAGUACAGCGCCGUGGUCCUCACGCUGCUCAUGUCCACAUUCGCCCUCCUGGCACACUGGAUGGCCUGUGUCUGGUACUUCAUCGGGCGCAGCGAGAUUGAGACCAAUAACCCCGCCUCCUGGGACAUAGGCUGGCUCCAUGAACUGGCCAAACGUCUGGGAACGCCAUACUUCCUGACUCCUCUCACCUCCCUGCUGGGCAUUUCGGAUUCCCCUCACGGUGCAGUGACAGCCGCCAACUCCAGUCACUGGAACGCUUCGGGGCUGGAGGCGCUGAAUGUGACGGGGGCGGCGGGCCCGAGCCAGUGGAACGGCACCAGGACCAGACUGAGGAUGUUGAACGGCUCGGGGAUGAUGCUGAGCGGCGGGCCGUCUGUCAGGAGCUCCUACGUGACAUCGCUGUACUUCGCCCUGAGCAGUCUCACCAGCGUGGGCUUUGGCAAUGUCUCGGCCAACACCGACUCCGAGAAGAUCUUCUCGAUUUGCACCAUGCUGAUAGGAGCCUUAAUGCAUGCUGUGGUUUUCGGAAAUGUGACGGCCAUCAUUCAGAGGAUGUACUCGCGUCGCUCCCUCUACCACACCCGCACCAAGGACCUGAAGGACUUCAUCCGUGUGCAUCGGCUACCGAAGGCCUUGGAGCAGCGCAUGAUGGAGUGCUUCCAGACAACCUGGUCCGUCAACAACGGCAUCGACGUCAGUGAGCUGCUGAAGGACUUCCCGGACGAGCUGAGAGCUGACAUAGCCAUGCACUUGAAUAAAGAGCUGCUGCAGCUGCCGCUGUUUGAGUCAGCCAGCAGGGGCUGUCUCCGGUCCCUAUCGCUCAUCAUCAAGACCUCCUUUUGUGCUCCAGGAGAGUUCCUCAUCCGCCAGGGCGACGCUCUCCAGGCGAUAUACUUCGUCUGCUCAGGAUCUAUGGAGGUUCUGAAGGAUAACACCGUUCUGGCCAUUCUGGGUCGGGGUGACCUGAUCGGCUCCGACUGCCUCACCCAGGAGGAGGUGAUUAAGACCAAUGCCUGCGUGAAGGCCCUCACCUACUGCGACCUGCAGUACAUCAGCCUCAAAGGGCUCCGCGAGGUGCUCUGCCUCUACCCCGACUACGCCCAAAAGUUCAUCACCGAGAUCCAGCACGACCUGACGUACAACCUGCGAGAGGGACACAGCACCGAGGCAGACUAUGAGAGCAACGGAGGCCUUGUGAAGAAACUCCCCUCCAUCAAGGAGGAUGAGGAAGGGUCCGGGUCUGAGGGGGAACACUCUCCUCUGCCUAAGAUCUCUUCCUUGGGGAGGUUGGGCCGAGGUCUGCGCUCUCCUCUGCGCUCCCCGCUGCGUUCCCCGCUGCUGCCACCGCGACCUUUCAGGCCGAUAAGUGAGCCGGCUCGACCCUCCAGCCUGCAGAUCCCCGUGGUGAGCUUCAGCUGCCUGCAGCCGGACCUCAGCCCUCGGUUUGUGGAUGGGAUUGAGACUGAAAACCACACCAGCUCGGCUCAGAGGUUUGACUUUUCUCCCAGUGCGACGCAGAGUUUUCUCCCCAGCCCUGAUUUAGCCACCCCAGGGGCCCAGGACGGAGGGGACACCAUGGAGACUAUUGAAAAGCUAAAACAUGAGAUGUGCAUCCUUUCACGCCAGGUAACAGCUGUGAGUCAGGAGCUGCAGGAAAUGACCCGCCUCCUAAAGCCUCUCUUCCACAACUCGUCCACGCUGCUGAUGCCCUGCACUGUGACUCCGCCCCCCAGCGUGUCCCCUCGCUGCUGCUCGCCAGGCCCCACAGUUUUAACCCAACAGGCUCCAGCGGAUCCGCCGGACAGACGAAACGAAGCUGACCUCCACUCACCCCGGCUGGACAUGGGAGCCGAAUUUCAGGGGCAGUUUGAUCCCCUCCGUUGCUCCCUAACCAUCUCCCCUCCCCCUACCUCCCAGCAGAUCCACCCCGCUCCCCCGCUUUCUCAUCGCUCAGCUCCCCCUUCGCUCAACAGCUCCCCUCAUGAGCACGCCGCUGUGUCGCACCCCUGCCUUUCGACCUCUAUCCCCUCCCUCCCAUUGGUCACCACUCCCCUCCUGGUAGAUUUAUCAGAACCAGGCACCAAGCUGCAGACCCUGACCCUCCCAGCAGCAUCCCACUCACACAUCCAGCCCUUUUUCCAAACCUCCAGCAUGGCAACAACAAACUCCCAGAUGCCCAUACUGAACCUGCAUGAUGUGCAGCUCAGCUUCGUCGAUGAGGGACGGCCGUCAGUGUGACGGGACUUUAAAUCAGAUCUGAACCGACGGAGGCGACACGACUUACUGCAUGAUGAACAGUCUGCCUGAAGUUUGCCAUGUUACAGUGUAAAUAUGAUGUUUUUAAGCUGUUCUCAUGAGCACUCUGUAUGAAAUCUGAUAAUAAACUUGCUAAGCAGUUUUACUUCAUGGGUUUGGCACUUCAGUGAUUUUAGAAACAAAUUAAGGGAAUUCUGGGAAUUGGAGAAAGUAAAUCCUCAGGUUUGAAUUAUUAACUUUACAGAUGCUCCUCUUUGUUAGCUUUGGGCUUUUAAUGAUUUAUUUUAACUAUUUCCGUCCGGAGUGGUGUAACUACGACUGCCUGGUGGCUCAGUUGGUAACACUGUUGCCUUGCAGCAAGAAGAAUAUCAUGUGAACUGCAUUUAAAACCAGAAUUAGGUGCUUAAGUUUGAGUUUAGAUUUUUUUUGUUAUUGUUUUAAAAAUCCCCAGAUGGUUGAAGCGAUAAAAGGCUUCAAAAAAGUUGAAACCAGCAGUUUAAAUACACUGAAUAGGAAAAAAAACUAUUUUGUUCCUUAUUCCCAUGACAAAUUGAGUCACAUUAGACUUUUGUUUUGUCUUAAUUUAAUUCGAACUACCAAAAUUAUUUAUAUUCUCGAUGUGCCAGUGGCUUAGCCAGAAGAAAAUAAAGUUUUCAAAUAAAAACUCAUAAAUCUGGUAAGGACUUGCAGGACUUAAGAGGCAAAUAUCAAGAUUUGCAUGUUAAGUGUUACACACUUACACAACUAUGCAUUGAAAUACUGCCGUAUUCUAAUCAGAUAUUUAAUCCUUCAAACUGAAGUUUUUUUUUUUUUUUUAGAUGCAGGGUCACACAAGGAUUGUUGUUUGUGGUCGCCUUUGAUGUAUAUUCGCAUGUGUUUAUGUAAAGUCUCAUUUUGGCCUCUUUUAUGCCAUCUGAGCCCUCUGUAAUUGAGACAAGUGCUUUGUCAUGGGAACCAGAUCCAAAAUAUGACUCCAUGGUUCCACUGCUGCUCCUGUUCCCCCCGCCCCGGAGAGAAGAUGAGGAAUUACUCCACAAAAAAAAAAAAAAAAGAAGUUCAACCACUGGAAACCUCACACUCUUUGAUGAUUUUGCACAAUUUCAAACAAAAAGAGGUUCUCUGUUGUCUUUCUCAUGCAGUGGGAAGGAAAAAAAAAAAUCAACCUGUCAGCUGUCUGACUAAACCGUAACAUCAACAGACGCCUCUAACAAUGAUUUUCCUGUUUAAAUUUAUGCUUACAUUAAAAAAAAAGAGCAGAACAAAAUAACAGUUGGACUGCUUUAAAUUAUGUCAGGUAAGGGGAACAAUCAUGGGAAACAACCCACUUUUAUCAAUCAAAAUAUGCUGCAACACAUAUUUAUAUAAUUUCUGUUUAAACUUAAUAAAGUUUGUUCUGGAAAUAUAAGAAUAUGAUGACAUUUUUAAUAAAUAAAUAAAUUCAGAAGGUACAGUUUUGGCAUGUUAUGAAUCCAAGUAUGGAAACGCAGCACUCUCAUUGGUUCAACGUCGUUACCACGGAGUCACCACAGUGAGGCAGCAUUUCUAUUUCUACCAUCUAUGGUGGCCACUUAACGCUACUGCAGUCUGGGGUCCUUGUUUAGGUUUCCUGCUGGAUGAACAUUUGUUAGGGAAGAAAUGAUAACUAUUUUUGUUAGAGCUGUAUCAGCAAACAGGAAAUGUCUCUAUUUUUGAGUCAAAAAAAAAUAUUUGAGGUUAUAACAGAUGGAUUUUAUUGCACAUUUAGUUUUUUGUGUCUUGCUGUUUUUCCCAUAGUUAUUUAAAUAAUAAUAUGGUACAGUCUGUGUGUAUUUGCUUCUGUAUGUGUGGAAUGAUAAACUGUAGUGGAUCAAUGCACUGAUCCAUCACCACUGAUUAUGAAAACUUCACACCGGUCCCCAUCCAACUUGGACCCUGUACCUGUCCAGUGUUUAUCCGGGCUCUGGGACAUACAUCUUUUAGGUGAAAUGAAAUCUGAAAAGAGCAAUCGUCUGAGCCUUUUUCACCUUAACCUCAAGUAAGAUGCUUCUAAUCUGCCAUCCCUGUUGCCACUGUACGCUUUUGUCCCAUAGUUUUUCCUGCCACCAAACGUUCCAUUCAUCAGCUACAUACAGCACUGCAGAAAGUUUCUUCAACGUCUUCAGCC
This is a messenger RNA of Xiphophorus hellerii (green swordtail), 5903 nucleotides long. Its product is annotated as potassium voltage-gated channel subfamily H member 8-like. The transcript is spliced from 15 exons. The record is from RefSeq and is a predicted model, not a curated record. NCBI's taxonomy places the organism in Eukaryota, Metazoa, Chordata, Actinopteri, Cyprinodontiformes, Poeciliidae. Bases 422 to 3742 code for a protein of 1106 amino acids. Gene Ontology annotation, cellular component: plasma membrane. Gene Ontology annotation, biological process: regulation of membrane potential; potassium ion transmembrane transport. Gene Ontology annotation, molecular function: voltage-gated potassium channel activity.